UGCCACCGACCCACAGGCCCUGGGUCCCCUCGGCCAGCUGCGGGCGGCGGGGUGCUCCCACAGCGGGCGGCCAGCUGGUUCCCUUCAGGGGCGGCCGCGCCCCCCAGCCUGCCGGCCCCCCCACGGGGCUGUAACCCGAGACGCCCGGCGCCUCCCCGCCCGGCUCCUCCGCGGCUCCGCCGGUCCCGCGCGCAGCCCCACGCGGCCCGCAGCCCCGACAGCCAGUCCGCAGGCGCCAUGGGCCGCGGGGCCUGCGUCCCCUCGGCGGCGUCGGGGGCCCGCGACCAGGCCCGGCGGCUCGGGGCCGUGCUGGGCGCCCUGUGCCUCCUGCCCGCCCUCGUGCUGCUGGCCCGGCUGGGGGCCCCGGCGGCCAGGCCCGCCGCGAGCGCAGCGCAGACUUGGGGACAGUCCCUGCUGCCUCCCUACGAGGACUUGCUUCCCUCGAAGGGUGAUGUCGGCGCGCACCACCCCGCGGGGGUCCUCGCCACCCCGGGCCCCGGCGCGCUGCCCCCCCAGCCGCCCCGCAGACGCCGCUACACUUUGACCCCGGCCAGGCUGCGUUGGGACCACUUCAACCUCACCUACAGGAUCCUCUCCUUCCCGCGGAACCUGCUGAGCCCCAGCGAGACCCGGCGCGGCCUGGCCGCCGCCUUCCGCAUGUGGAGUGACGUGUCCCCCUUCAGCUUCCGAGAAGUGGCCCCCGAGCAGCCGAGUGACCUCCGCAUAGGUUUCUACCCCAUCAACCACACCGACUGCCUGGUCUCGGCGAUGCACCACUGCUUCGACGGCCCCACGGGCGAGCUGGCCCAUGCCUUCUUCCCCCCACACGGCGGCAUCCACUUUGACGACAGCGAGUACUGGGUCCUGGGCCCCACACGCUACAGCUGGAAGAAAGGCGUAUGGCUCACGGACCUGGUGCACGUGGCGGCCCACGAGAUCGGCCACGCACUGGGCCUGAUGCACUCCCAGCACGGCCGUGCGCUCAUGCACCUCAAUGCCACGCUGCGCGGCUGGAAGGCGCUGUCGCAGGACGAGCUGUGGGGGCUGCACCGGCUCUACGGCUGCUUGGACCGGCUGUUCGUGUGUGCGUCCUGGGCGCGGCGGGGCUUCUGCGACGCCCGCCGGAGGCUCAUGAAGAGGCUCUGCCCCAGCAGCUGUGACUUCUGCUACGAGUUCCCUUUCCCCACGGUGGCCGCCACCGCGCCGCCUCCCAGGACCAAAACGAGGCUGGUGCCUGAGGGCAGGAACGUGACCUUCCGCUGCGGCCAGAAGAUCCUCCACAAGAAAGGCAAAGUGUACUGGUACAAGGACCAGGAGCCCCUGGAGUUCUCCUACCCCGGCUACCUGGCGCUGGGCGAGGCGCACCUGAGCAUCAUCGCCAACGCCAUCAACGAGGGCACGUACACAUGUGUGGUGCGCCGGCGGCAGCGUGUGCUCAGCACCUACUCCUGGCGAGUCCGCGUGCGGAGCUGACCGUCUGCCCUGCCCGUGGGCCGAGGACGCUGAUAAAGCACUUUCUUCUUCAA
This is a messenger RNA of Equus caballus (horse), 1526 nucleotides long. It is a transcript of the gene MMP23, whose product is annotated as matrix metallopeptidase 23. Gene Ontology annotation, cellular component: extracellular matrix. Gene Ontology annotation, biological process: proteolysis; collagen catabolic process; extracellular matrix organization. The record is from RefSeq and is a predicted model, not a curated record. Lineage: Eukaryota; Metazoa; Chordata; Mammalia; Perissodactyla; Equidae. Gene Ontology annotation, molecular function: metalloendopeptidase activity; zinc ion binding.